Messenger RNA from Myxozyma melibiosi, 1810 nucleotides. RefSeq names its product Alpha/Beta hydrolase protein. The record is from RefSeq and is a predicted model, not a curated record. Gene Ontology annotation, molecular function: serine hydrolase activity. The transcript has 4 exons. Bases 76 to 1689 code for a protein of 537 amino acids. NCBI's taxonomy places the organism in Eukaryota, Fungi, Ascomycota, Lipomycetes, Lipomycetales, Lipomycetaceae.
GUUGCCGUAUAUCAAUGAGACCGCUGUCGCUCUUCGAGAUGAAUACUCCUUCUCGUCAGAUAUCUCUUCACCAUCAUGACGGCUCAAGUUUCUGAGACAACGUUUGUUCACCCACAACUUGGUCGAGUGAAAGGAAUACAUGCUGCGGACGGUGUCGACAAAUUUCUUGGAAUCAAGUAUGCCACUAUUUCGGCAAGAUUUGAGGAUCCUCAGCUAUUUGAAGCAGUAGAUCCCGAUGCAACAAAAUAUGGACCUCCUGCUCCUCAACCCCCCGGAGGUUGUGCUGCUGAACUCGGAUAUAUCGGCCAAAAAAUGGAAUUACCUCCAAUUGAAAGUCAGCCUUCAGAAUUCGAGUGUUUGAAUCUCAAUAUCACAAAACCAAGCAAAGACUAUGGCUUCCCAUUGCCUGUGUUUGUAUGGACGCACGGUGGCGGGGUUGUUGUAGGUGCCAAUUGCUGGCCGCAGUUCGACAUGGUCCGAUUGGUGGAGCAGUCAAUCGCAAUGGGAAAGCCGGUUAUUGGAGUUGGGUUGAACUACCGCCUUGGUCCCUUGAGUUCUUUGACUUCUACAAGUAUGGCUGAAUAUGGUCUUGACGGCAACAACUCGUAUAAAGACGUGGUGGCAGCUUAUGAGUGGACUCAUAAGUACAUUUCCGGAUUUGGUGGCGAUCCAAAAAAUAUAACGGCCAUUGCAGAGAGUGCUGGUGCCAUUAUUAACUCGAUGGUUCUGCAACUCGAGAAGCCCAUGUUCCGUCGCGCUGUUUUAUUCUCGGGAGCGCAACCUGUCAACCCCCCGGUUCCUUUGACUGAGCACGACAAGGUUUUCAAAAACGUGCUAAAAACUCUUGAAAUAUCAGAGGAUCUGCCGAUUGACAAAACCUUGGAGGCUUUGAGAGCGAUUCCGUCAGAAGAGUUUACUCUAAAGCUACUUCCGGUAACUCCUUUCUCAUUUGCACAAACCAAAUCUGUUAAGCACUGGCCCAUGACCUACUUUGCAAAUCCCGAACUGGACUUCCUUCCAGGACGAAAAUGGUGCGAACAUCUCGUUUUGAGUGACUGUGAACAUGACGGUACAAUCAUGACUCGAUGGCUAGUUUCACGAAAGGAAGGGAUUAAUGCGGCGUUUCGCGCUCACGUCUUGAAAAGUUUCUCCGACGCUCCCGAGCUGGCCUCGCUAGUGCUGUCGGAAUAUGGCCUCGCAGAGGACAUUGAUGAUGCAACUGCAUACGGUCUGAUUGAGGAGCUGAUCAACGAUGUAUGUUUCUAUUCGAUAAACGUACUGUUUGCCCGUGGAUACAGAGAUCCUUCACGCGUCCAUCUGAUACACAUUAACGUCACGGAUAAAUGGCCAGGCGCAUAUGUGUCCAACGGAACUCCACAUACAUUUGACUUGGCUUUGUUAUUCCAAAAUCUCCGGGAAAAGAUGGAUGACGAGACUGCGAGGAUCUCCAAAGCUUUUGCGGCAGAUAUACUUGAGUUUGUGAAUGGAGGCGUCAAGUAUCCGGUAUUCAAGGGCCCAGGUCAUGGUAGCGAGAAUUCGACUGUCUAUAGCGAGCGUGGGGCGGAUGGGUCUAAGCUAGUGGCGACUGAAGUGGAGGCUAGGCGUCGCGUGAAAGUCUUUGAUCUGGUAGAGAAGGUUGAAUGGGAUGCAUUGUCUAAAUGCUUGCAGAGUUUUGUCUUUGGAGGUUAGAGUAUGUUAAUAAAGACUGUCUUAGGAUAGUGGCUUGAGCAGGGGCCAGUGCAGCGACAGGAGUGAAUAAAGUCGACUUUAUCCAAUACGGAGGUUUAAGAGCACGUAGUUUGUUCCUGGC